Messenger RNA from Styela clava, 1297 nucleotides. RefSeq lists its product as uncharacterized. Gene Ontology annotation, cellular component: intracellular anatomical structure. Lineage: Eukaryota; Metazoa; Chordata; Ascidiacea; Stolidobranchia; Styelidae. The record is from RefSeq and is a predicted model, not a curated record.
AUAUAAACGUAAAUGUCACAAAAUGGACAAACACAGUAUUUUGGGACGACGAAGAUGAUGCUACCAAAGUUAUUUACACUUUUUUGUUUGAUUGCUCUAGCGAACAAUGUUCAGGAAGCGACAGGAAAAAAACUGACAGCAAAGUAUUGGACUGAUAAAUUCAACAUGGGCGUUAACCCCGCGGGAGGCUGGUAUGCAGAAAUAUACAGAAGUCCGGAAAAGAUCGGUCACCUUCCAGAGAGAUAUGGAAUAAACGCAACAAGAGCCUUCAGCACACAUGCUUACUACCUACUAGAGGGCAAAGAUUUUUAUCCGUUCCAUCAACUAAAAUCGACACAUUUAUGGCAUUUUUAUCACGGAGCUAGAAUAACUCUUUUCGUCAUUGAUCACGUGACUGGCGAACUUACUCGUCAUCACAUCGGAAAGUCGGCUAAAAACUUCGUCGUUGAAGUCAAACAUGGUGACUAUUACGCGGCACGUUUGACAUAUCCCGGCGAGGGAAAAUAUUCACUACUUGGGCUUACGACCACUCCUGGAUUUGAAAUUGAAGAUUAUUAUCAGCCAACCACUGAAGAACUGAUUACAAAGUAUCCGCGACACAAGAAAUUUAUCAAGUCAUUGACGAGAGAGUAGCACGGCUGAAGGAUUUUUAGUAGAAAGCCCCCGCCCAAAAAAUGGUACUCCCAUAGUGUGUGUACCAGGUUAGAGUCAGGCCAUGUUUUUAUUCCGAUUUUCCUUAUUUUAGUUCUAUUACGAGUUCGGGGACUGUCUGUGUUAGCCAAGUGAAUAUACCCCCUGUCCAUAGGUUUCAGUCCCUUCACACAACUUGAUGAAAAGUAGGCGAACAAAAUUAGUUGCCUCUAUAUUGGUACACACAUUUCUGGAGCUCCCCAAAAUACCCCCAUCACCGAACAAAAUUAAAAAAAAAAAUAGUUAUUUUAUUCGGAUUGGGUUCGGGUAAGAAAACAGAUUUAAAUUUCUAAACCAUUCUUAAUCUCAAGUAGAGGUUACGCAAGCCCAAUGCUUUCUCGUUGUUGUAAACUUCUUUUCCGAGGAAGUCUGAUUUUGGUCAGACGGAACGUUACCAAAAUGCAUUUGUGUGUGUGCAGCAGAGAUCUUGAAUUGCAUAGUAUUCCUAACCCUGACUGAAAAAUUACCAAUUUAUUUACAGUAUUUUGAAACGUUUCGGGGAUGUUUUUCUCCUAUCUCGCAUUCGAGUAUUAGGAGCGGGGGCUUUGUUGUGCAAAUUCUACAAAACUGUUUUAAUAUUAUGAAAUUUUUGAGGAUGAAAAGACAA